Molecule: messenger RNA, 1956 nt
Organism: Saitoella complicata NRRL Y-17804
Lineage: Eukaryota; Fungi; Ascomycota; Saitoellomycetes; Saitoellales; Saitoellaceae
Product: sodium/hydrogen exchanger
Exons: 4
Coding region: 1-1956 (651 amino acids)
Biological process (GO): proton transmembrane transport; vacuolar acidification; sodium ion transport
Cellular component (GO): fungal-type vacuole membrane; late endosome; early endosome
Molecular function (GO): sodium:proton antiporter activity
Source: RefSeq, a predicted model, not a curated record
AUGUCUACUCCUCUGGUGUCUGAGACUGACCAUCUUUCUUCCGCAGUCCGCCGAGACCUCGAAGCAGACGAACCACCCGAUGUCGACCUUGAUCCAGGAGUCCAAGAGCUCUACACCUCCUGGGCCUUGUUCAUUCUCGUAGCGCUCAUCAUUGGAGCGCUAUGGACAUCAUAUUACUUGCAGUUGCGCAAGAUCCGCGCAGUGCACGAGACUGUCGUUUCCAUCUUUGCCGGCAUGUCAUGUAUGGUUGUCGGUCUGAUUAUCCGCGCCGCACCGGGCGACAUCAUUCAGGAGACGGUUACUUUCCACUACACCUACUUCUUCAACCUUCUUCUUCCGCCUAUCAUUCUUAACUCAGGCUAUGAACUCCACCAAGCUAACUUUUUCCGCUCGCUACCUCAAAUCCUGACAUUUGCCUUCCUUGGUACAUUCAUCUCAGCAAUUGUAGUGGGAAUUCUUGUCUACUUGUGGACGAUCAUCGGUCUGGAAAGUCUGAGCAUCACUUUUGUGGAGGCUCUACAGGUUGGCGCAACGCUGAGUGCAACAGACCCCGUCACAGUCCUCGCGAUCUUCAACACAUACAAAGUGGAUCCGAAGCUCUACAGUAUCAUCUUUGGUGAAUCACUCCUUAACGACGCUGUCGCGAUUGUCAUGUUCGAGACGCUUCAAAAGUUCCAUGGACAGACCAUAUACGUCUCGUCCGUCUUUCAAGGCUUCGGCUUGUUCUUGUUCACCUUCAUCGUCUCCCUCAUUAUCGGUGUCCUUAUCGGAUUCUCUUGCGCGUUAAUGCUGAAACACUCCCAGCUCCGCCGUUUCCCGCAGAUUGAGAGUUGUCUGAUUGCGCUUAUGGCUUAUGGGUCUUAUCUUUUUAGUAACGGCUGUCAUAUGAGCGGAAUCGUCUCGCUCCUCUUCUGCGGCAUCACGUUGAAACACUAUGCUUACUAUAACAUGUCGCGCCGGACCCAGUUGUCUACCAAGUACCUUUUCCAGGUUCUCGCUCAGCUUUCUGAGAACUUCAUUUUCAUUUACCUUGGCUUGAGUUUGUUCACGGAAGUGGACUUGGUGUACCGCCCGGUGUUCAUUGUGGUGACCACACUUGCCAUCUGUGUUGCACGAUACUGCGCAGUAUUCCCGAUUUCUAGCCUUCUGAAUCUCAUUUCUCGGGCAAAGCACAGACCUGUGCAUCCAUCCGACCAACCGGAGCAGUUGACGCCAGCGUAUCAAAUCAUGCUCUUUUGGGCUGGUCUACGUGGAGCAGUCGGUGUUGCUCUGGCUGCUGGACUCGAGGGUGAGUACGCACCUGUAUUGAAAGCCACCAUCUUGGUGACGGUAGUUCUUACCGUUAUCGUCUUUGGAGGAACAACUGCAAGGAUGUUGGAGAUUAUGGGGAUCAGGACGGGCGUGGAGAGCGAUGAACCCGAUUCAAGUGACGAAAGCGAAGAUGAGGAAAUGAACGCAGGAUGGAGACCGGUCAGACGGGGCAGUCCGAAGUAUGAGAGGAAACAGAAAUGGAGGGAGUCUGAGAACGUGGAGAUGGAGACGCAGCGAGGUCCGCCACCGCAGCGGAAGGGGUCUCCGUUCACCAAUGGAGUGAAGAAUGGUGGUGCUAGCCCGUCUAACCCACAGGUUAUGAGCAGACAAAAUUCCCUACUCGGACAGGAUCUUGGUGCAGUCCUACGUGAUUCUGACGAUGAAUCGACUGCAUCUGACCUCCCGCCUAGCGCUGCACCCGGGCACCUGGGUGCGCACAGGUCAAGAUCGGAGCCCGCCCUACAAACAUAUCCUUCAGGUGAAGGCGGAUCCUCUGUCGAGGCGGUUACGGCUUCGGACCCGGCCGCGCAGGGAGAAGGACGUUUAGCGCAGUUGCUCAGAAUGGGUGGAGAGGAAGGAACAAGAUGGUUCUUGGAGUUUGACGACAAGGUUCUGAAGCCAGUACUUUUGAGCAAGGACCCUUGA